CUCAUCAUGGCAAAGGAUGGGGGCUGCUGCCAUGCCUGUGCCACCUGCCUGCUUUGCCUUUACAGCUGCCGCUGGUCUCGCAGCAAAAAGGGCAUGAAGACCAGCAAGUGUGACUGUGCCUGGUUUUUCUUCCUCUUCUGUGUGUGUCUUUUCACGCUGGCCUGGCUUUAUCUUGCCCUCGUCACCCUCAAUGACUUCCACAUCCUCAACGAAUUCCUCUUCCAUAAGUUGGAGUGGUGGCUUGAUUGGUCGGUGGUGAUGCUGUGUGGAACGGCGACUCUGGUCACCUACUCAUCCCUCCUCCUGGUUUUGGCGCUCACUCUACAACUUUGCCACCAGCCCUUGAAGAUCCAUUGGCUGCACAAGGUCCUCCUGAUCUUGACUGUGCUUGUGGUAGCAACUGCUUUUGUGGGACUGGAAAUUCAGUGGGCAGAGCAGUGGGAAAGCGCUCACAUUGCUUUACAGGCAACAGGGCCCUUCCUACACAUUGGAGCUGUGGUUGGUGUGACGCUGCUUGCCUGGCCAGUGGCAGACUGCUUCUACCGUACAUCCCGCUCAGCCCUCAGAGUACUUCUGCUGCUGCUGUAUCUAGGAAUUGUGAUUGCUUUGUACCUGGCUCCAUUGGGCAUUGACUCUCCCUGUCUUAUGGAGUAUAGCCAGCUACCCUCCAAGCCAGCUCUGUUUGGGCAUCGUGGUGCUCCCAUGCUUGCACCUGAGAACACACUGAUGUCCUUUCAGAAGGCACUCAACUGUGGUGUGCACGUACUGGAGACCGAUGUCCUAGUGAGUGCUGAUGGAGUCCCUUUUAUCAUGCAUGAUGAGAAGCUCACCCGGACAACGAACGUGCAAGAACUCUUUCCUACUUGGGCCCAUUCCAAUGCCAGCUCCUUCAACUGGACCGAGCUGCAGCAACUGAAUGCUGGCAGCUGGUUCCUGCAGAAGUCCCCCUUCUCCCCAGCGCAAAGCCUCUCAAGCUCAGAACAGGCCAUGGUGCACGAACAGAAGAUCCUAUCACUGAAUCAGUUGCUGGGAGAGGCUGCGAGACACAACACAUCCGUCAUGUUCGACUUGCGGCCUGAGGAGGACCCCCAGUAUGAGCACCUUGUCAAUGUUACUGUGGAGACCAUCCUCCGGUCAGACAUUCCCCCUGAGCUGAUUCUGUGGCUGCCAAAGGAGUUUCGAGAGCAGGUAAAGCAGCAGGCACCGAAGUUCCAACAGGUCUAUGGCCGGAAGAGGCUGAACAAUGAGUCGAAUGAGUUGCUAUAUGUCAACCUACCCUACCAAAAUCUGAGCAGCACAGAAAUCAGAGAAUACCGCCGUGACAACAUCUCUGUCAACCUGUAUGUGGUGAAUGCUCCAUGGCUCUUCUCGGUCCUGUGGUGUGCAGGAACCAGCUCAGUCACUACCAAUGCCUGCCAUGUGCUGCAGAAGAUGAAGCGCCCCCUCUGGCUGCUGCCUCGCGCCACAUACCAAAUGAUCUGGAUUGUUACCGACUGUGUCUCCUCACUGCUGAUUGGCUGGGCCUUCCUGCUGCUGAAAAAGUGGUCCCGGAGAAAAGAGUCAGCAGGUUCUGACUCAGAUGUGCUACUGACGAAGAUCCACAGCCUUCUGUCUGAGUGACAGGGAAGUGGUAUGAAGAGAGCUCCAGGAUCUGC
This is a messenger RNA of Euleptes europaea (tarantolino), 1655 nucleotides long. It is a transcript of the gene GDPD2, whose product is annotated as glycerophosphodiester phosphodiesterase domain containing 2. The record is from RefSeq and is a predicted model, not a curated record. Gene Ontology annotation, cellular component: membrane. NCBI's taxonomy places the organism in Eukaryota, Metazoa, Chordata, Lepidosauria, Squamata, Sphaerodactylidae. Gene Ontology annotation, biological process: lipid metabolic process. Gene Ontology annotation, molecular function: glycerophosphodiester phosphodiesterase activity. The transcript has 15 exons. The coding region runs from base 7 to 1620 and encodes 537 amino acids.